Dissoconium aciculare CBS 342.82 is the source of this 1284-nucleotide messenger RNA. RefSeq names its product terpenoid cyclases/Protein prenyltransferase. The transcript is spliced from 2 exons. Gene Ontology annotation, molecular function: CAAX-protein geranylgeranyltransferase activity. NCBI's taxonomy places the organism in Eukaryota, Fungi, Ascomycota, Dothideomycetes, Mycosphaerellales, Dissoconiaceae. The annotation marks the transcript as partial. The record is from RefSeq and is a predicted model, not a curated record. Gene Ontology annotation, cellular component: CAAX-protein geranylgeranyltransferase complex. Gene Ontology annotation, biological process: protein geranylgeranylation.
CUGAAUCAGCCUCGGCAUGUCAAAUACUGGCUUCGAAAUCUCAAGACGCUUCUUCCAAGGCAUUACACCGGAAAUGAGUCCAAUCGCAUGUACCUAGGAUUUUUCAUCCUCAGUGCCCUGGAUCUCCUUUCAGCAUACGAGCCUAGCACAGACCCUCAGGAGCGUCAAGACCAUGUGAAUUGGAUCUAUCGCUGUCAGCAUCCGCAAGGUGGUUUUCGAAUGUGGCCAGGAACAAAUUUCGAGCAUCGAGCCAGCCCUGAAAAUGCGAAAUGGGACCCUGCCAACAUGCCGGCAACUUAUUUUGCUUUGGCGACUCUGCUCAUUCUUGGCGAUGACUUCCAGCGCGUGCGAAGAAAAGAAACUCUGGACUGGCUGCAACGAAUGCAACGGCAAGACGGGAGCUUUGGUGAGACUUUGGUCGACGGCACCAUAGAAGGCGGCCGAGAUCCUCGAUACGGGUAUUGUGCCAUGGGUAUUCGCUAUAUUCUUCGAGGUGGAGCUCGUCAGGAUCCCUUACACAUCAACGGUGAAGUCGUCGGAGAUGUCGACGUUGAUGCGUUUGUGCGCUGUAUCAAUGCAGCUGUUGCAUAUGACGGCGGGAUUGCCGAUGAGAAAUUCCAUGAGCCACAUGCUGGGUAUACAUACUGUGCUCUGGGCGCGUUGGACCUUGUAGACCGCUUGCAAAAGGCUGAUUCGAAUGGACUGUCUUCGGAACCUGGACAAGAGAAAAUCAUGCUGGAUCCAACUCGGACUCUCCAUUGGCUUGUCUUUGAACAGACGGACUGGAUUGAUCCUGACGAAGAUGAUCCGAAUGACGUGAUUGCUGUCGACUCUCGAUCUCCCGCUCUGCUUCAAGCUGCAUCAUCGUCGAUGUCACAAAAUCCGGAGCCGCUCCAUCAAUCAGCUGCGACUUCGACAUUCACGCCCGUUCAUUCGUCUUCAAACUCAAUAUCAAUGCCGGUCUGUGCCGCUGGCUUCUGUGGUCGACCGCAUAAGCCUGCUGAUACUUGCUAUGCUUGGUGGGUCUGUGGUUCGCUUCAUAUCCUUCCUGGUGGUGCCGAACUGUACAACCGUCCAGCUCUGAGGCAAUAUCUCCUCGAUAAAACCCAACAUCCCGUACUUGGUGGGUUCAGCAAAUUCCCGGGUGAUCCUCCGGACUUGUACCACUCGUACUUGGGGCUUGCGGCUUUCGCUCUCGAGAGAAACGGCGUUGUGAAGGAGAUUGACGCUGGGAUGUGCAUCAGCGCAGAGGCGAGGGUGAGGGUGGGCGGCUUGUGGCUGUGA